CGUCUCUUUCGCGCAUCAAUAAAACUAGUUUGCCCGGUGACGGCUCGAGUACUUGGCCGUGAGAUUUGUUGUAUUGUAGUUAAAUUUUAAAGAUUCUUAUUGUUUCGUGUUAAUAUAUUUUUGUGAUAGUGAAUUGAACAAUUGUUGCAGAAAUGGCACCUGUCGGAGGUUGGAUGUGUUGUAGCCGUAAAACCAAGUCAGUAGCACCGCUAGAAACGACAAAAGUAAUCCCAGUAGACAAUAUACCAGCAGGAACAUACGACUAUGAUCUGGCUGUAAUCGGAGGUGGCUCCGGUGGACUGGCAUGCGCCAAGGAGGCUGUGAACUUGGGUGCUAAAGUGACUGUGUUGGACUACGUCACACCCUCACCGCAAGGCACCAAGUGGGGCCUGGGAGGAACCUGUGUUAAUGUAGGAUGUAUUCCGAAGAAGCUGAUGCAUCAGGCUGCUUUACUUGGAGAGAGCAUACAUGAAGCGGUUGCAUACGGUUGGGAGGUGCCCUCACUGGACGCGAUCAAGAUAAACUGGCCAGCGCUAACUGAAGCUGUACAGAAUCACAUAAAAUCUGUGAACUGGGUGACCAGGGUUGACCUGAGAGAGAAGAAAAUAGAUUACGUUAACGGUCUGGGUGAGUUUAAGGACGCCCACACGCUGAUAGCGACCUUGAAGAAUGGAUCGAAGAAGGAGAUCACGGCUAAGAAUAUUGUGAUCGCCGUGGGCGGUAGGCCGCACUACCCGGACAUUCCUGGGGCGGUCGAGUACUGCAUCAGCAGUGACGAUAUCUUCAGUUUAGGUCAUCCCCCCGGGAAGACCCUGGUCGUUGGAGCUGGAUACAUCGGCUUAGAAUGCGCCGGAUUUUUGAACUCUUUGGGUUACCCGGCCACCGUGCUGGUCCGAUCGGUGCCACUCCGCGGCUUCGACCAGCAAAUGGCCCAGGCGGUAACCAGCGAGAUGGAACAGAAGGGAGUCGUAUUCCACAACAAGUGCGUACCGCUGUCCGUGGAGAAGCUGGAGACCGGUCAGUUGAAGGCGCGCUGGCAGAACACGGAGACCCAAGAGCGGGGUGAGGAUGUGUUCGAUACGGUGCUGAUGGCGACCGGCCGGUACGCCCUCACCAAAACCCUCAACCUCGAAGCGGCAGGAGUGACGUGUGUAUCAAACAGCGGGAAGAUCAUAGCUGAAACUGAACAGACCAACGUCUCUAACAUAUACGCGGUGGGCGACGUGUUGGAGGGGAAGCCUGAGCUGACCCCCGUGGCCAUCCACGCGGGCCGGCUGCUGGCGCGCCGGAUGUUCGCCGGGGCCACGCAGCCCAUGGACUACGACAACGUGGCCACCACCGUGUUCACGCCGUUAGAGUACGGCUGCGUCGGGCUAAGCGAGGAGACCGCCCUGGCCAGGCACGGCGCCGACAAGGUGGAGGUGUACCACGCGUUCUACAAACCGACGGAGUUCUUCAUACCGCAGAGGAACAUCCGCAACUGCUACCUGAAGGCCGUGGCGCUCCGCGAGGCGCCGCAGCGCAUCCUCGGGCUCCACUUUGUGGGGCCGGUCGCCGGCGAGGUCAUACAGGGCUUCGCAGCUGCCGUCAAAUGCGGCAUAACUAUGGAGCAAUUGAUGAACACAGUCGGCAUUCACCCCACGGUGGCCGAGGAGUUCACCAGACUCAACAUCACCAAGCGCUCCGGCAAGGACCCCAACCCUGCGUCGUGCUGCAGCUAGACACCCCCCACCCCCCGCCCGCAGCCACCCCCCACUGAACCAUCAUUAUAUCAAGUUAAGGGCACAGAAUAAAUAAGUGAUUAACAAAGUACGCCCUAUUUCUUUCUUCAGAAGUACAAGACAAGUAUGGAUGGCAUCACUACUAAAAGAUUUAUCAUAAUUUUCACAACCUAUAAAAGUCGUGAAUCGCGCUAUCGACAUUUUCAAGACAAAUUCCGAACAAGAACGUUUGGGCAGUCGACGAACUGAACUAAAACAUUAUUUGAAAAAUGUAAACAAGUAUUAAUGGUUAUGUGAUUAGUAAAAUAAUUAAGAGAUUUUGCCACAGCGCAUUAUCGUCACAGAAGAUCCAAAAAAUUACAGAAAUAUUGUUUUUAUUUAUAUUAUAAUGAACAAAUGCUUUAUCUACCUACAGAAAAUCUAAAAAUAAUUUUAAAAAAUUGUUUUGUAGUACUAUUAUAAUUACUGAACUAAACGAUUCUAAUGCCAGUGCGACAUCUUGCGGCGUGGGUACGCACCUUCAUACGCGUAAGGAUACUGUUUGACUGCACUAUGUUGUUAUUUACGCACCAAUUGUAUUACUGUUGAAUGUACUUUGCUGUGUCAUCGAUCGGAGGAUUUCACUCAUCGAACUAAUUAAAUACCACAGUCGCUAUAUUGGCGCGCUGUGUUUGCUACUUUGUACAAAAUGUUUAAUUCAACGUUAUCGCCAUUUUUGUGUCAACAAAUGAUUUUGAUAUGUUUGUGGGUUCAAGUGUUUUCUGUUAAAAUAUUAAAUAGAAUAAGAACAGAAGGGCACAGCCGAACGGGGCAACGCCCUGUACUGUUUCUUUGUUUUGGGAACAAAAAUUGAUCAAAUUAAAUUUAUUUUCUUGUUGUAAGCUUUGGAGUGUUACCAACAUUGAAAACUUAAUGUGGUGCUGGUUUUGUAAACUAGAUGUCGCUGUUAACUUGUCCAUGUAACAUUUGAUUUGUGUAGCGCCGUUUGUACAUAAUUGUUGGUUGUCUAUCCAGUCACAUUGCUAAUGGCGAUACUUCUAAUUCAUUAACUAUAGUAGAAUUAUUUUGUCCGUACAGUUUGGGUCAUAAAACAUAGCCCGGCUAGGGCGGUGAGCAUGUUGCGCGGGCGCAACGCCAUUAUCGAUAAAAACAAAUGUGUCAUCGAAGGCAGGCACACGGCGGCGGGGUGGUAUACGAAGGGUGGUGAGACAUUGUUAUGUUAUGAGUCAUUUGUACUUACCUGCAAAUUAUAGUACAUCAUGUCGAAGAGAAAUGUGCUUUUAUGCAUUCGUUCUCUGAAUUUCUUUAGUGACACAGUGGCUACUCCUUUGUUUUGUAUCAAAACGGCAGAAUUUAUUCAAAAUAAUAUUUGCACAUCAACACACACACAACACAUGUAUUAAAUUUUUUCACUGAAAUAAGAAUAGUUUCCGAAAAGUUACAAAGUGUUAAUUUCUGCCGUUAUCGCUAACUUGCUGCGGCAAUAUGUGGUGUUAGUGAUUUUUUCAUUGAUUUUUAUCACUAACCCACAAAAUGACAAAAUUAAAUACACUAUCGACAACAAUAAUGCGCAUCACUAUGCCCGUCCAUAAGGCACGUGAGUGGAAGAGAGAGCGAAAUACUCGCUUCACCGCUCCGAUUUUUUAUGACCCAAACUGCAUGGACAAAAUAAUUCUGCUAUAGGUUCAGAUUAUAAAGAUUGUGUAUAGUACAAAAAUUGUUAUCUCGAAAUUUUAAAACUAAGUGAGAUGUUAAACCGCUGGAUUGCUAAAUCUGUCGUAGAGUAUGUUUUAGAAGAGCUAUGAUAAUUAAACGCACCAUCUUUUUAUUAAACGCACCUUGGCUACCCCUGUUACUGCCCCCUGUUACUACCAUCCCGCCUGUUACUGCCAGCUGUGCUGUUGCUACCGCGUGGGUCGCGGCUCGUUCCAUAUAAAUAAGUGAAUUUAAAAAGACGUUCCGUCGGGUAAUUUUGAUUCUUAUAAAAAAACUUAAAUUAAAUUUAAUGCCUUUUCUUGCUGACUGUACUAUUGUAUCAAAAUCUGUGAAAACUAAAUCCCUUCUAAACAGUUACCGUAGCUAUCCUUGCCCCGCCUUUCAGAUCAACAUUCAUUGCCUGUUAAAAGUUAAAAAAUUUGAGAUUCAUGAUUUAAGUGUAAUGCUGGCUUUAUGUGGCAGCGCUGUGACCAACACAGUCACAGCGUUCAAUGUAUUCGUAAACAUUACCAACACAACUCUUAUCAAUAUGUAUGUGAUAAUCAAGUUCGUAUGAUUCCGAUGCUGGGCUUUUAAAGAACCGUCGCGAAUUAGAAACUAUUUUUUUUCCCCUACCUUUUAGCUGAUACCCUAAGAGGCUAUUCUAGCUACACCCGAACGCAUAGGUGAGCUCACGGGUUCAACCUGAGAGAAUUUGCUAACACUAGCCCUAGCAAGAGCAUUGCUUCGCAGAAUUUACCGCCGGUUCGCUUUUGGCUUUUGCGCAUGGAACAAGACGCAAUAAAUAUUCCACAAAAAGUGAAUUAACAGCGUAGAAAAUCCAGAGAUGUAUUUGAAUUUCAAAAUAUCCUAAAUAUACAUGCAUUUUAGUUUAAAAAUAAGGCGUUGCUAGUACUUACACGGAUGAUUUAUAAUGUUACCAGCAUUUCGUGAAUUGUUAAAUUGUGUGGCCAGUUAUUUGGAUCGGUGGAAAGAAUAAAAAUAUCCUCAUAUAUGAGUCGUCUAUUAUCAAAGGUGGCAAUCUGUGCAUUUGGACAAAAAAAUUUUAUUGAUAUGUCAAUACAGAUUGAUUUGAAUAUAAUCGUCUCCUUCAAAGAAUACGGUUCAAAACCUGCAUUAAAUAAAGGUUAAUAGUUAACCUGUUAUUUAUCUAAAAUGUCGUUCCGAAGAGUUUUGUGACUGCCAAUGGAAUACAAAGUCAAUAAUUCGUUUUUCUGAUUUACCAAUCAUUGUCCAAAAAUCAGAUUGCCGCCUUAGAUAAUAGUCGACUCAUAUAUAUGUCCAAAAUGUUCAUAGCUCCUAGAUUGGCCAGAAAAUUUUGAAAAGGGUAAAAAAAGAGUAAAGUAAUAGUAAAAGUAGAGUAGAGUAAAAAGAGUCCACUUUUAAACGCGAUGUGCACCAAUUAUUUGUAACAAUAAAGUGUAUACUUUGAUGAAAUAAAUAAAAAUGAUAAUUAUAUUCUUAA
Molecule: messenger RNA, 4902 nt
Organism: Bombyx mori (domestic silkworm)
Lineage: Eukaryota; Metazoa; Arthropoda; Insecta; Lepidoptera; Bombycidae
Gene: Trxr1
Product: thioredoxin reductase 1, mitochondrial
Exons: 9
Coding region: 153-1721 (522 amino acids)
Biological process (GO): cell redox homeostasis; cellular response to oxidative stress; glutathione metabolic process
Cellular component (GO): mitochondrion; cytosol
Molecular function (GO): thioredoxin-disulfide reductase (NADPH) activity; flavin adenine dinucleotide binding; glutathione-disulfide reductase (NADPH) activity
Source: RefSeq, a predicted model, not a curated record